Molecule: messenger RNA, 1186 nt
Organism: Homo sapiens (human)
Lineage: Eukaryota; Metazoa; Chordata; Mammalia; Primates; Hominidae
Gene: ANAPC11
Product: anaphase promoting complex subunit 11
Exons: 4
Coding region: 163-753 (196 amino acids)
Biological process (GO): proteasome-mediated ubiquitin-dependent protein catabolic process; protein ubiquitination; anaphase-promoting complex-dependent catabolic process
Cellular component (GO): cullin-RING ubiquitin ligase complex; cytoplasm; anaphase-promoting complex
Molecular function (GO): ubiquitin-protein transferase activity; zinc ion binding; ubiquitin protein ligase activity
Source: RefSeq, marked validated
GGGGAGGCGCGUGCGCACUGGCGUGCGAGACUCGGCGGGCGCUGUUGAGGGAGUCGGGCCGCGACUGUGGUCGUUUUUAUACCUUCCCGCGCGGACGCCGGCGCUGCCAACGGAAGGGCGGGUAGGGCGGUGCGUGAUUAGGUUGGCGAAGGCUCUGCUGCCAUGAAGGUGAAGAUUAAGUGCUGGAACGGCGUGGCCACUUGGCUCUGGGUGGCCAACGAUGAGAACUGUGGCAUCUGCAGGAUGGCAUUUAACGGAUGCUGCCCUGACUGUCCUCUCCAUGGAGAAAGCAUUUCUAGGUGUUUGGGCUGGUGCCCGCAGCCUGUGCCUGUCCUGGGAGGCAGGGCCCAUCCACAGGUGCCCAUCAACACAGCUUCCCCAACGCCUGGGCAGCACACCGGAUCCCUGAUGUCUAGGGAAGAGUCUUCUAGGUCCCCAGACCCCACCCCUCCUGCCCUUGAUCAAGAGACCAGUUCACUACUCAGAUGCACGUCUCCUUGGUGCCUUGACCAUUCAUGUGACCUUUUUGGCAUCACAGAUCAAGUGUCUGCAGAUGGGCCCAGGGCCUGUAGGCAAGGUGCCCGGCGACGACUGCCCGCUGGUGUGGGGCCAGUGCUCCCACUGCUUCCACAUGCAUUGCAUCCUCAAGUGGCUGCACGCACAGCAGGUGCAGCAGCACUGCCCCAUGUGCCGCCAGGAAUGGAAGUUCAAGGAGUGAGGCCCGACCUGGCUCUCGCUGGAGGGGCAUCCUGAGACUCCUUCCUCAUGCUGGCGCCGAUGGCUGCUGGGGACAGCGCCCCUGAGCUGCAACAAGGUGGAAACAAGGGCUGGAGCUGCGUUUGUUUUGCCAUCACUAUGUUGACACUUUUAUCCAAUAAGUGAAAACUCAUUAAACUACUCAAAUCUUGCUGGAGGCCUCUGGGUGCCUGUGUUCUCGGCAUAUAGAUGUGGUCUCGGUGUGUUUUGAUAUGAAAACUCUCAUGAAUAAACAUCUCCGUGAAACGCCAAGGCCCUCGUCAAACCCUGAGUCAUGACUGGGAGGAGAAGGAGCAGGAUCAGACGGUAGAGCCUGGGGCAUGCUCUUCAGGCAUGCUCUUGCCUGCUGGAUUGCCGGCGGCGGCCCUGGGACCCUCCCUCAGGCUGGCUCUGAGGGACCCUGGCUGUGCAAAGCUGGCGGCCACUGCUU